GAGCGAACUCAGUGCGGUUUUCGUCGCGUUCCUCGCAGAGUGAAAUACCGAAGAUACGCUCGAAAAGCAUCAAUAAGUCGUAUUAAUAAUUCAAAUAUAAAUAUUACAUGUAAAUUAGAGUAAUCUAUUAUCUGCGUGCAUCUGUGUGAUUCAGAGACAACAUUUUGCAAGUGCUUUCUCUCAUACUUCGAUUUGCUUAAUUGGAUUAAAACCUAUUAUUUUGAGUGAAAAAUCUUUUUUUUCUUGCGGAGAUGAUUCAAUGGGAAUGGAUUUAGGUGGAAUGGGUUUCAAUUGAAGCUACGCGAAAGGAGAAUGGAUUUGCAUUCGCCAGCGAAGGGACGAUCCUGGAAGUGUUUGAUUGUGUUCGUGCUCCUCGUCUUUCCCACGAGUACAUUCGUCCUCGGACAUACCACAAACGAUGGCGAUGGUAUAGGAAGAGUACGAAGGAGCUAUGAGACCAAGCAUCGGGGUAAGGAUGUGAAUGUAAAACGUGGUCCAGGUGGCGGCAAAUUGGGUGGAGGAGGCAGGGAUGGGGCUGGUGUUAGCGUCUUCGCCACCGAAAACUGCACCGUUGUCAUGGCUCAGCUUGGAGGUACUGCGAUAUUGCCUUGUGUCGUGAGGAAGUUCAACACCGGCGUGGUGUCGUGGAUCAGGAAACGUGACUAUCACCUGCUGACCGUUGGUUUGACAACGUACAACACGGAUGACAGAUUUAUGGUGGAGCACGUCAGGCAUUUACAAAAUUGGGGUCUACUGAUUAAGCACGUUCAGUUCUCCGAUGCUGGGAUCUACGAAUGCCAAGUAUCCAUUCAUCCGGCUACCAGCAUCAUCGUCGAACUCAAAGUCACAGAGGCAUCGGCCGAAGUACUUGGCGCACCCGAUUUGCACGUUCGUUCCGGUUCAUCCUUGCGUUUGGUCUGCACCAUGAGGCAAUCCACGGAACCCCCAUCUUACGUCUUCUGGUAUCACGAGCAAAGAAUGAUUAACUACGACCCGGGAGUCCAUGUAAUUGCGGAUAGAUCUUCUAGCAUCCUACUGCUACCAGACGCCGAUAAAAGUCACAACGGAAAUUACACUUGCUGCCCUUCGAACGCGAUUCCGGCCUCGAUCAAUGUCCACGUUUUGAAUGCAACGGCUGAGGAGAAACCUGCGGCCAUGCAACACGCGAAUACCGGCUCCAAGUCGAUGUACUGCAGCAGUCCUCGUGGAAACGCGUUCAUGGUCCUACUACUUCUCGCUCUCUUUUUAACAUAAUUUGGCAAUUGAAGAUCAACGAUUGCGAGAUUUAACACUUAUAUAAAUGUGAUUUUAUUUUUUCAAAACUAAGAAAAAAAAACAAGACUAAGGUCAUAUGGAUCGAUGUAUUAUAUAUGUAUAUAUAUAGAAUUGUAAAGAUGAGGAAGGAAUUAAUGUUAAUUGCCAAAGAUUCACAGGGCCUCGGCAAUCGGAGAGGAAAUUGUCAUUCCAGAUUCCCCCCGUUUUAUUAUAUAUUAUUGUAUAUUGAUUGUAAUGGGACUUGAUUUCUCAUCUGUC
Molecule: messenger RNA, 1533 nt
Organism: Nicrophorus vespilloides
Lineage: Eukaryota; Metazoa; Arthropoda; Insecta; Coleoptera; Silphidae
Product: lachesin-like
Exons: 6
Coding region: 313-1254 (313 amino acids)
Biological process (GO): synapse organization
Cellular component (GO): neuron projection membrane
Source: RefSeq, a predicted model, not a curated record